AUGAGGUUGUUGGAAAAGUUGAUCGUAUGUGUAGUGCUUGUGGGAAUUCUUACACAGGUAAAAUGUGCCAACAUCCUCGUGCUGAUGAGUGUAGCGUCCCAGAGCCAUUUUAUAUGGAUACAACCAAUUGUGAACCGAUUGGCUCAAGUUGGCCACAACGUUACAGUGCUUUCGGUAAAUGUGGAUACACGUGCUCCGAAAAACGUCACCUACAUACACCUGGAAAACAGUUACAACACGCUGUACGGUAAUGGGACACAUGCUCGUAACGAUAUAUUGAAGCGAUCGAAUGAAUCACCAAUGGCUGCCACCAUGUCGUUUUAUCAAUUUGGCUUGCUUGGAUGUGAAGGUGCUACAACUUCAAAAGGACUCCAACAGCUACUCCUGUACCCGUCGGACUUUCGGUUCGAUCUAAUCAUCUACGACUUCACCUGUGGACCGUGUUUGCUGGGAUUACUCCACAAAUUUCACUAUCCACCGCUGGUGAGCGUGACCGGUUUCGGAGUUCCUCAAUUUACCGAGCGUCUUAUAGGUGGACACAAAGCUUCCUGCUUUGUGCCACAUUUCACGCAGCUUACUGACAACCCGAUGCCUUUCGUACAACGUUUCUCCAACACCCUGAUACACCUUUUCGAUGCGCUUUACCGUCAGUUUGUGUUUUUACCACAAUUAACACAAAUCGCUCAGCAAGCGUUUGACUUUACCCUUCCCGAUCUGACCGGAUUGGAACGGAGAACACUCAUUAUGCUUACCAACGCUAACCCUGCCCUUGAUCCUCCGGAAAGCAUGCCACCGAACGUGAUCCCCGUCGGUGGACUUCAAAUCGUCGACCCGAACCCUUUACCCCCCGAGCUUCAAACUUUCAUCUCGAACGCACCCAAGGGAGCUGUACUGUUUGCCAUGGGAACGAACUUUAAAAGCAAAAUGUUCACCUCCGAACGGCAGGCAAUGUUUCUGGAAGCGUUUGCCCUCUUCCCGGAUUAUCACAUCCUCUGGAAGUUUGAUGACGAUCAGCUACCGUGCCCGGCGAGCCCGAAUGUGCUGAUACGACCCUGGUUACCACAGAAUGACAUUCUGGCACAGCCACGUGUGAAGGCGUUCAUCACACACUGUGGACUGAUGAGCACACAGGAGGCAACGUACCAUGCCGUCCCGAUGAUCGGUAUACCGAUCUACGUCGAUCAGCAUCUUAAUCUGCACCGAACCGUACAGGCGGGUGGCGGAGUUAAGCUGGACUUGGCGAGCCUCACAACUGCGAGCAUAGUAGCUGCACUGAAGGAAAUACUUGACAACGAUUCGUACCAGCAGGCGAUCGACAAACGAUCGGCACUGUUUCGGGAUCAACCGGAGAAGCCGCUGGAGCGUGCGAUCUGGUGGAUAGAGUGGGCAUUAAGACACCCGAAAGAGGAUCGACUUCGCUCGAGCAGCGUUGAGAUGAGUGUGUUUGUUGCCAAUGGAUAUGAUGUGGCUGGAUGUAUAUUGCUGCUUACUUUAGGAUCAUUAUUAGUGACGUGCAAAAUGCUUUCACAUGUGUGUCGCAUACCUAGUACGAAACGCAAGGAAAAGCUAAAAUAA
This is a messenger RNA of Anopheles maculipalpis, 1575 nucleotides long. RefSeq names its product UDP-glycosyltransferase UGT5-like. The transcript has 3 exons. Bases 1 to 1575 code for a protein of 524 amino acids. Gene Ontology annotation, molecular function: UDP-glycosyltransferase activity. NCBI's taxonomy places the organism in Eukaryota, Metazoa, Arthropoda, Insecta, Diptera, Culicidae. The record is from RefSeq and is a predicted model, not a curated record.